This is a messenger RNA of Stegodyphus dumicola, 1725 nucleotides long. It is a transcript of the gene PIG-B, whose product is annotated as phosphatidylinositol glycan anchor biosynthesis class B. Gene Ontology annotation, molecular function: alpha-1,2-mannosyltransferase activity. The record is from RefSeq and is a predicted model, not a curated record. Gene Ontology annotation, cellular component: endoplasmic reticulum membrane. Lineage: Eukaryota; Metazoa; Arthropoda; Arachnida; Araneae; Eresidae. Gene Ontology annotation, biological process: GPI anchor biosynthetic process.
GACCGCUAGCAAAACUAAACAAAUAAUGUUUUUAGAAAAAUUCUGUGUUAAACAAUUUUGAAUUCUCUUUCAGUCACUCAUUGAGUUGCUUUGAAAUAAAAGGAAUAAAUUCUUAUUGGGGGAAAAAUCAUUAAAAUUAUGUCUUAUACAAGACAGUACUUUUUCUGAUUUAGUUAUAAAAUUAAAUAAAUGUUUGUAUUCUUCCCGCCUUAGAGCGAAGAAAACUAAUUUGAGAUGUUUUUAGGCCGCCUUAAUGUUGGCAUACUUCUGAUUUUCCUAUUAGUUCGAUUGUUAGGAGUAUUAAUUGUUCAAUCUGCUUUCGUUCCUGAUGAAUAUUGGCAAUCUCUGGAAGUAUCUCAUAAAAUGACAUUUUGUUAUGGUCAUCUAACCUGGGAGUGGGUCAAAGGAAUUAGAAGUUGUGUUUACCCACUUUUGUUUCAUAUUCUGUAUAGUAUAUUCCCAGAUUCGUUAUUAGUCAGAGUUUAUAUACCAAGGAUUUUUCAAGCACUGUUAUCUGCACUAGGAGAUUUUUUUACUUAUAAACUUGCAUCGGAACUUUUUGGACAGAGAUGUGGAAUGUGGACUGUCUUUAACAUUCUCGCAUCAUGGUUUUUGUUUUAUAGUUCUUCAAGAACUUUGACUAAUAUGGCUGAAGCUUCUCUUACUGCAUGUGGAUUAUAUUUUUAUCCUUGGGAGAAGGAUAAAGGAUUGGGAUAUUUAUGGUUUGCUGGCGCAAGUGUUAUGAUGCGUCCAACUGCCAUUGUUUUGUGGUUGCCCUUGUUUCUGUGGCAUGUACAACGAGGAAAAAGUGUUGUUUCUAUUCUAAAAGGGACAUUUAAAAUUGGAUUGGUGCUUCUGCUUGGUUUACUGAUUGCAGACAGAUGGUGUUAUGGGUACUGGAUUUUUACACCAUAUAAUUUCUUUUUAUUUAACUGGACCUUCGACAUUGGUUCAUUUUAUGGGAGCCAUAACAUUUUGUGGAAUUUUGCAGUUGGUUUGCCUACUGUUUUAGGUGUUCACAUUGUGCCAUUUGCAAUAGGAUUUAACUUACCACAGUUAAAGCCAUUCUAUUAUUUAAUCUUUUGGAUAUUAAUUAUAUUUAGCAUACCAAGUCACAAGGAAUUUCGUUUCCUUCUUCCUAUCAUGCAUAUCGCUUUAAUGACGUCAAGUGUUGUUAUGUAUAGAAUAUCAACUAACAAACUACGGGUUUUUGGAUAUGAAGUGAAUAAAACUUUUAAUGUUAUUUUGAUAGCAGCAACUCUACUAGUUAAUAUUCCACUAUCUAUUUACAUGGGUUUAUUUCAUCAAAGAGGGUCUAUAGAUGCAGCUUUACGUUUAGCUGAUUUAGUAACUGAAAAUUCAAAUGUUCUUUUUCUAAUGCCAUGUCAUUCAACUCCUUAUUAUAGCUAUAUACACAAGAAUAUAUCUAUGAAAUUUUUAACCUGUGAACCAAACUUUGAGAAUGCAGAUGGCUAUACUGAUGAAGCUGAUGAGUUUUUUGAAGAUCCUAUGGAAUGGUUAACUAAAACUUAUGACUCAAAUAGCAAUCAGUUAUUGCCUACACAUAUUGUGAUGUUUGAUAAACUGUAUGACAGCAUUUCAAUAUUUCUAAAGAAAUUUCAUUAUGAACAUUGCUUCAAUGCAUUUCAUUCUCAUUUUGCAGAGGGAAAUGUUGGGAAUUUUGUGUAUAUUUUCUGUAAAUAAAAUUUAUUUAAUGUAGCUAUA